CACACUUCGUGUCAACAGCUGAUCCACUUUCGCGAGUCUGAUCUCAUGAUCCUCAAUUCAACUCUCUAGUUUAUGCUUGAGCCUCGCAUUCUCGUUUUUAAGCUCGGCAACCUUGGCCUCAAGUUCAGUGUUGUGCUGUCUCAAAAAAACCUCAAGCUCGGAUGGGUUUGCUGUUCCACUAUCACAAACAGACAUGAUUGAUGGUGUUACAUACGCGGCAAGAAAUAUUUUAGAAGAACGGCAAAUGGAGACAAGUAUUUUCGUGUAAACCGUAGCUAUGGAACGAAUAUUACCAAACGAUUUCGUUCUUAGUGCAGAAUACGAGACUCUAGGGUUAAUAGACGAUGACGAUGAUGAAUCCGUGUCAGAUGAUGAUUACGUUAAUGAAGAGGAUGAUGACGGCGACGACGAAGUUUGGGAUGGUGAUGAAGUUGACUCUGAUGAUGAUUACGACAUUUCAGGUAUCGGUGAUGGACACGAUUUCAUGGUUUGUUAUAGUAGAGAUGCUUGGGAUAAACUUUCAAGGACACAUCGUAAUAUCCUUCUUAGGUUCUUCACCCAGCGCCUUCCCAAUUUAUCUGAACAAGAAAAAAAUGGAUCGUUUCACGUCUUUUCUCAGUCAGAAGCAUUCGGCGUAUUAGAACACAAUGCUCUAUUGGACGCAUUAACACAUCCUGUGGAAGGUUUAGUUUUAGUCUUUUCAAAUAUGGUUAAUUGUGAGACUUGCUUUAUUAAUACACGAAAAAUAAAUACGAAGGUUCGGGACUCUGCCCGCUAUACAUGACGUCUAUGCUAAUAUACACAAUUUUUUUUCG
Molecule: messenger RNA, 815 nt
Organism: Rhizophagus irregularis DAOM 181602=DAOM 197198
Lineage: Eukaryota; Fungi; Glomeromycota; Glomeromycetes; Glomerales; Glomeraceae
Source: RefSeq, a predicted model, not a curated record